This is a messenger RNA of Uncinocarpus reesii 1704, 5799 nucleotides long. RefSeq lists its product as uncharacterized. Lineage: Eukaryota; Fungi; Ascomycota; Eurotiomycetes; Onygenales; Onygenaceae. Gene Ontology annotation, cellular component: nucleus. Gene Ontology annotation, molecular function: ATP hydrolysis activity; ATP binding; protein binding. The coding region runs from base 1 to 5799 and encodes 1932 amino acids. The transcript has 3 exons. The record is from RefSeq and is a predicted model, not a curated record.
AUGUUGAAAUCAAGUGAGACUGACAAGGCGCAAGGAGGAGCGGGGGGACAGUUCAGUGAGCGGUUGGCAGUCUGGUCAGCCAUCCUAUAUUUGCUCAUGGAGGAGGGUCUGCUGGAAGACAGGGAUCCGUUCGACUGGUCGAUCGACGAGGUGGUGGCAUACCUCUGUCAUGGCUCAUUUGAUGCUUGGAGUCGCUCCAAAGUCCCUCCGCCGCGCCCGAAUCCGGUGUUCUUAGAAAGGACUUUACGCGAAAACGACAUUACCGGUCAUGUUCUACUGACUGAAAUCAACAAACAGACACUGGCUGAGGAUUUUGGGAUAAAGUCGCUGGGCCAACGCGCAACGAUUGCUCAGGCCGUCCAAUACUUGCAAGGACUAUCGCGGGGCUACAGAGAUUAUGCUGGCCACUUAACCUCUGCAGAUAUCAAGCCGGAGAAUUACGCCUCCAUCGCUAGUCCUGCACCGUUGGGCUCUCCGCACCUUUUCCGAACCCCAAAUGCGGCGGUUCAUUCACAUGAAUAUUUGCAGCGAGCGGCGUCCUUCGGGAUUGCUUCCUCCCAGCAAAACACUCCAGCACCUGUUGACACGUCAAUCGACAGCAGCGAGCGAGCUUUUGCUCAACCCUCACCUGACAGACCAGUCGGUGCCACGGCACCGGCAGAGAAUCCAACCCCUCCCGGUCCGAAGCUGCUUCCCGAUAUCGUGGGGAGUCAUAGUGAAACAAAAAGACGCCGUGGCGAACAUUAUGUGACAGAUAAGGAUGGGAAAAAGCGGCGGAGGUUAGAACUUACCUCCCUAACGACGCGUUCUGAAAAGCCUCAAACACGCCCGAGACGCUAUCUUGACAGAAAAAAGGCCAUUUCAACGAUCUUCUACGAUGAUACUAUGGGCGAUGGAGGUGACAGCGAGGAAGAUACAUUCAUCAUAGAGGGUUCGGAUUCGUGUCCCAUAGGCUAUCGCCAUGUCCUGAAUCAGAGGAUGCGAUACUAUUUUCGCCAGAGGCCUCAGUACUUCAAAACCAAGGAGGGCAAGCCUGCUAUUGCUGUAUUUCCUUACGACGGCACAUCGUUAUCACGGGAAGACCCCCGAUUUUUUUCCUUGUUUAUUAAAGAUGGAAAAAAGGUCAAUGUCACUAGGGAAAAUGUCUCUGAUUGGCCCGAAUUCGUUACUGGAGAUGAUGAACUGCAUUACUUACUUACCAAAUAUCCACCUAAAGGCGAACACGAUGCGUUGCCGGUAUAUGGCGAGUCUGCCUCCGAAGGAGAUUAUGAUUCCGAAACUUGGAAGGAGAUACAAGAGGAGCAUGAGCAAACAAACGUUGCUGGUCCACAGGCCUCGAAAUUCUUGUCACAGACGGAUGUUGACUCCAUUAUUGACUCCUGUAUUGCAGAUUUCGUAGGUAAAUGGCAAUCCCGAAAGCGUCCAAUCGAGGAGCGCAAGGCAAGACGGAUAUGGCGACGUGCCAGGGCAAAACAAACCCGGCUAGCAGAUAUCAAAGCUGCUUCUAAUCAAAUUGCCCACAUGGACAGCCGUCUGAAAGAACUCCGGAAAGCCAUAAAAGUGACACCCUGGUCUCAAGCCAAGGAUGUACGGAUGCAAUGCCAAUCCAUGGAGCAAACGGUUUUUGAACGAGAGCACCAUAAAUGGAUCAUUGAGGUCUUAGAGCGUGAGAAGUGUCCGCUGAAGGUGCCCGGACCGAACUUUUCGCAGCCAAAACCCUUGCGGUCCAUUCAAUUGCCGGACGAUGAAGAGUCAUUGGGCUCUGAUACCGAUAAUAGCGGCAAUGACACAGAUGAUUUCAUUGUCCCCGACGAAGACCCUACAAUCCCCAGCAAAGGCUUUGUGGACGAACUUCCUCCAAGCCUCCUCCCUACUGUUGAAGAAUCCGACGAAGAUGAAGUUGUUUCCGCAAGGAAGAAGAGAAAAUCUCGACGAGGCCGCCAGGAUGCGCGAAAACCUGCUCGGAAAAGUCACGCAGCGCCCUCCUCAAACAAGAAUUCACGAAAGCCAGUUGAAAUUGAUGUUGUAGAUCUUACACGGACCGAUAGUGAAGACGGGGAUGCUAGCCUUGGUAACGAGAGACGGGAGACCUUUAACGUGCGUACGCCGCCGUUGAAUAGCAAGCCACGGAAUUCUUCGUCCUCGCAUAUUCUUGGUGAUUUCGAGCCUCCAAAGAGCCCCUCUGUCACACCCGGCGCGUCGACCAACGUCGCUGAUUUGGAUUUUGCCCAGAUUUUAGAAUCCUCGGUCGCAGAGCUUGAGAAGCACCCCACUCACUUGAUUGUAUAUUACGUUCACCAAAUGGGCGACAAAGACCGAGAGGGCAUCAAAAAGAUUUUCAACACGAAAUCUUUUGGCCAUUUGAAAGAUGUCAUGUGCAGGGGCCUGCGGAACAUGUCGCAACAUGAGACCACGAUUCCUGGUCACAGUAACGAACAUUCCAGGCUGUAUAUGAGAAUGGCGAUAUGCUACAUAUCAUGGGUCUCACGCAAAAGAAUAUCCGAUCAGGAUCGCAUAAACAAACAGGCCAUCGAAUAUGCACUGCAGAAGAAAAAGAUCCGACAGUUUCUUCCUAUUCUUGCCGAUGUUGUUCGGACAUAUGCAGAAAAGAGGCCCAGGGCGCGAAAGAAGAGCAAGAAAUCUUCCGUAGAGGACACCGCGGAAUCGAACACGGACUCCGACAUGUCGAGCAAAUCUGCUGAUGAGGAAGCGGAUGCUUUAUCGGACUUUGUGCGUACGCCUCAUAGGAAAAGAAAACGUGCUGUAAAACAAAGCCAGGAGGCGAUAAAUGCUCAGAAACUAGCACAACGCCGAGUUCAGCUUCAAGAGGAGCAGCAGCAACGCCUGCUGAAGAGGUUUCAAAACUCAGGAGUGGCAAAUAGUGACCCGAUUCGACAAGCUAUCAGCUUCGACGAGCCUGUAAUUUAUCUGGAUCCUCACAUUGGUCGUCGCGUCAAGCAGCACCAGCUACAUGGAAUGCAAUUCAUGUGGAGAGAGUUAAUCAAAGAUGAAAAGCGUCAAGGUUGCCUUCUUGCCCAUACCAUGGGGUUGGGCAAAACAAUGCAGGUUAUCUCGUUGCUAGUGACUAUCGCAAAUGUGGCAAAUUCACAAGAUCCCGAACUCCGGAAACAAAUCCCAGAUACUUUUCGCGAGUCCCGCACGCUCAUCUUGUGCCCAUCAUCUUUAAUCGAGAAUUGGUGGGAGGAAUUCCUAAUGUGGAGACCAGGAGACCCGGAGUCAGUGAGCAAUCUCGGCCCGAUCAGAAAGAUUUUGCAGUCAAUGGAGCCUUGGGAGCGAUUGAAGGAGAUCGCAGCAUGGCAUUCCGAAGGCGGUGUUCUCCUUUUGAGCUAUGAUAUUUUCAGAGCUUUCAUUCUUAACCGAGCAACCAAAAGCCGGGGUUCUUCUCUUGGUGCGAAGGUCCAUGAGACAAUCAAGAAGCAGCUCCUUGAUGGGCCGAAUAUCAUCGUUGCCGACGAAGCACACAAGAUGAAAAAUCGAAACACCGGAAUCGCCGAAGCAGCGAGCGGCUUCAAAUCAAAAAGUCGAAUUGCCCUUACAGGUUCUCCGCUCGCAAAUCAUCUUGAAGAAUACUACUCAAUGAUCAAUUGGAUUGCUCCUGGGUACCUGGGCGACUUUGUGCAGUUCAAAGCGAAAUAUGUUGAACCCAUCGAGGCGGGUCUGUAUCGCGAAAGCACACGGGCUGAACGUCGGGAAUCUUUAAAGAGGCUCCAAGUACUGAAAAAAGACCUGGAUCCGAAAGUGAACCGUGCCGACAUUUCAGUUUUGAAAGGCGAUCUUCCUCCGAAAGUGGAAUUUGUCAUCACUCUGCCCCUGACUGCCAUUCAGGAAGAGGCGUAUAAAAUCUACGUCGCGACUUUGUCAACCGGAAAAGACGACGUGCCCAACGCGCGUUUGUGGGCUUGGCUCGCGAUACUAUCGCUUCUUUGCAAUCAUCCGUCGUGCUUCAUGGAAAAGAUACUGAAGAAGAACCGCGAUAAAAAGCAGCAAGGUGUGCUGCAGGAUUCGGAAAAUGAAAGCGUUAUCGAUGACAUAACUGACAGCCAGACUUUGGGCCCGGAAGUUAUCAAAGAGGUCCAGCGUGUUUUUGAAGGAAUAAGCGAUCUGAAGUCUACGGCGCUUUCGCAUCGUGCGACGAUGCUUGAGCAGAUUGUCAAAGAAUCAGUCAGCGCCGGCGAUAAGGUCCUGGUUUUCUCUCAUAGCAUUCCCACUCUCAACUAUCUUGAACACAUCCUGAAGCAGAACGGUUGGACAUAUUGUCGUCUGGAUGGAACGACGCCGAUUUCGAGCCGGCAGGUGGCCACAAAAUAUUUCAACAGGACCGAUUCUCCGAUGCAGGUUUAUCUUAUUUCCACGAAAGCGGGCGGUUUGGGUCUCAAUAUCCCCGGCGCCAAUCGCGUGAUUAUCUUUGAUUUCGCAUUCAAUCCCACUUGGGAGGAACAAGCAGUUGGACGAGCCUAUCGGUUUGGACAGACGAAACCCGUGUUUGUUUAUCGUUUCGUCUCCGGGGGCACAUACGAAGAUGCGAUGUAUAACAGGACUGUCUUCAAAACCCAGCUUUCUUUCCGGGUGAUUGACAAAAAGAACCCGAUAAGAUAUGCCUCCAAGUCUAAGAAAGCAUAUCUUUUUCCGCCGAAAGAAGUGAAGCAGCGAGAUCUCUCCGAAUUUAAAGGAAAAGACCCCAAGGUUCUCGACAAGAUUUUACAACGACCUAAUUUUGCUCGAGAAAUCGCGCUCACUGAAACUUUCCAGCGUGAAGAUAAUGAUGCACUCACACCAGAAGAGGAGCAAGCUGUUCAAGCUGAACUUGACGAUGAAAGACUAAAGCGUAAUGACCCAGAGGCCUGGGCGCGAAAGGAAGCUGAGAGACUGAAGCAACAGGACUCGAGAUUGGCGAUGGAACAGCCGUAUCGGUACAUUAACAACGUGCUCUUCUCCCAGCCGCCACCCAGGGUCCCAAUGCCGCCUACAUCAGGGGGAUAUCCCAUGCCUGGCCCAGUAUUCCAUCGUGGUCUCAACACGGACCCUAAUAUUGUUUUUGGUGCUCCAAGUCCAUUGGCCGCUCAGUUACGGUCUCAGCCUGCAGGCUCUGGGCCGCCUCCUCUUCAGCCUGAUACCAGUUUAUACGCAGCUCUGUCUUCGCAACCACCCAAUGGCCGGACAGCAACCUAUGCGUCAUUCACGACGGAUGCCCUUGCAGGUCCUAGUGUACCGCCUACAUCUUCUAGCAUGCCCGCGCCACCCGUGAUGACAAACAUGGCUAAUCUAGCGCAUAACACUACAUCACCCUCUGUCAGCGUGCCUCCUAGACCUUUAGCUGCAAAUAUCCCGGGCUCCGUCCACCAUCCUUCACCGGCCAAGCUUACCGAUGUACCCGUUACUACGGCUUCUACACAGCCAAUACCAAACGCGACUAAUCAUGUACUCGCUAAUCCUUCGGGUGGAUCCUCGAAUCCAUCUACAACAUUACCAGUUAACGAUGCCGUCCGUACAAGUUCCAACAUACCGGUACAACCUUCCACCGCUCCUCCAUCGAGCGCACCGAGCAGGCCAGCAAUAGCCUCUGCGGCAACCUCAAAAAUUGCGUCUCAACCCACCAAACCGGGAGACUCAUCCAAAAACCCCGUGAAUCCGUCUCCAGCGAAAAGACCUUCGGGUAAUUUCGACGGAGCAGACGACCGAGACAGCACAGGCACCUCUGAGUCAAGUGCCAACUCGGCUGGCAGCUCGCCAAAAACUCCCAUUGUCGAGGAGAAUCCAACCCGUUGUGCCACGCAGUAA